GACAAAAACCGCAAAAUAGCGGUGUCCCUGUCCAAUUUCCCCUUAUUCUUCUUCCCCAGAACCCCAAGAGUAGCAAGCAAAGGAAGCCAAGCUAGGGUUUGUUCCUCCUCAUCGAUCCCGCAUCCGGAAUCCAGACUUGACUCCUCAGCUCACUCAACAAGGCAAUGGCGGACAACGGCGGCGCUCGCAGGCAGGCGACCUUCACCAAGAUCGACGAGCUCCGGCCCUCCACCCACGGCCACAAUCUCAUCGUCAAAGUGCUCAACUCCAAGCCCAUCACCUUCCAGAGGCCGCAGCCCAGGCAGAUGAGGGUCGCCGAGUGCCUCGUCGGGGACGAAACCGGCGUCGUCGUCUUCACCGCAAGGAACGAACAAGUGGACGUAAUGAAGUCGGGGGCAAUUGUUGAGGUGAGGAAUGCAAAGGUGGACAUGUACAAGGGGUCGAUGCGCCUGGCGGUGGACAAGUGGGGCAUCGUGAAGGCUGCGGAAAGCCCGUCGGAGCUGACGGUGAAGGAGGAUAACAACCUGUCUUUGAUCGAGUUUGAGAUGAUUACCCUGAUGGUGUAAUAGUUUUUGUGUAGGGGAGGAGUCAGCAGCAGAAGCAAUUCGUGUCGAGCAAAGCAAUAAGCCAAUCAUUUUCAUGUUUGGAUGUUUUUCUUUUCUGUUUGUUUCUGUACCAGAGGUUGGAUAGUUUUGUUAUCUUAAAUGGAUAGUGUUUUAUGUUAAAUGGAUAAUUGUUAUUACUAUAAUCCGUGUGAGGAUCUGAACCAGCGAGUCUAAUGUUAGCUUGUGUUGGAUGGACA
Messenger RNA from Brachypodium distachyon (stiff brome), 802 nucleotides. RefSeq lists its product as uncharacterized. Bases 165 to 566 code for a protein of 133 amino acids. Lineage: Eukaryota; Viridiplantae; Streptophyta; Magnoliopsida; Poales; Poaceae. The record is from RefSeq and is a predicted model, not a curated record. The transcript has 3 exons.